UAGUCCUUUGAUAAUGUCUUUUAUAUGUUAUUCAAACAUCAGCAUAAAACUAAAAGUGAAGUUUAGUAGUCCCACCCUCCCCUUCCUUUGAACAGAGUUCUAAAAUAAGUGCUUUCCCUCUCAUAUUGGCUGAAUUUGUCCUGUGAUAAACGGCACAUGACUGUAUCUGUACCUCUUAUCUCUUGAGCCUGGGACUUUGAGACCAGCCUGGGCAAGAAGUAAGUAAGCAAGAGUUUUAACAUGCUAUCCAUGACGUAGCGCACACGAGCUAACAUGUCAUCAGUACUGAGUCAUCGAGCAGACUGUGUCACAUUCCAAAGUGAAGACCAGGAAUGUGUGGGUUCCCAAGUUUGCUUUAGAGGAGUCUUUCUCAUGACACUGUAAAUCUUGUAAGUUUGGAAACCCGAUCUCUCCGCCCUCUUCUUUUUGCCAGGCCUGACCUGGUAGUCCUACCUCAAAUCUCCCAAGUAUUGGCAUCACAGUGAUCUUUGGGAACUCUUCACUGAGAUGACACAGCUCUUAGGGAGCUGUGCAUACAGGCAGGGCAGCAGUUGGGAAAGCCAUCUUUAACUGGUACCCAAUGCUGCGGUUGUGCUGUCAAGUGCAUAGCAACUGUACAGCCAACCCAGUCCACCUGCCUGUUAUCAGACUCGGCUUCCUACAUCUGUAGGCUGUAGGCAAGUGGACUGGGUUCCUUCCACAAUUGCCGUGACACUAAAGGAUAAAGCCAUCAGGUAAAGACUUGACCUCUCUGCUCAUUAGAGAGAAAGAUGGCUACAGGAGAGAAGUACGCAAUUUUCUCACCUUGCUUAGAAUUCAAAGAAAACAAAUCUUAAGACUGUUUUAGUCCCCUGUUUCUGUCAUGGGAAAAUGGGCCUUCGGAAGCCCAUUAUGUUGGGUUUUAGAGAGCAGUUACCUCAUACCUUGAUUUGGUUGAGAAGAACUAAAGUGACCAGGGAUGUGAAAAGCUAGCAACACAACAGCCAGGGCUGUUACACAGAGAAACUGUUUUUGGAGGGAGGAAGGGCUGGGGAGAUGGCUUAGUGGUUAAGAACACUGGCUGUUCUUCUAGAGGAGCUGUGUUCAAUUCAUCCACAUGGCAGCUCAUACUUGCCUAUAACUCAAUCAGACACAUAGACAAACAUGUAGGCAAAACACCACUGCCCAUAAAAUAAAAAUUAAAAAUAAAGCAGAGUAUCUUCCUCAGCUGCUAGCCAUGAGACAGUCAAGUUGAAGGUGAGGUAAAGGCUGUUUAUUCUUAGCCUAACUCACGGGGUUUUUUAUAAGCCUUUCCUCAGCCACGAGGGCUUGGUAAAUGUCUGCGGAGAGAGUGGUUUUCUUUUCAAGUGAUUUUGCUUGAAAUACAGAUUUAUGUUAGGGUUUCAUGGAGACCGAUUUCUUCAGUGCUAGAGAUGGAACUCCAGGCCUCACACAUGAAGCAAGGGGUCUACCCCUAAACCACACUCCUAUUGCAAGAUUUUGUUUUGUAUCUAGUGGAUUACAGGACAGGGAUCUAUUUGAAAUCAUGAGGUAUAUUGACAUUCUGUUUCACUUGCUGUUUCUGUUUUAUACACUGCAAGUUCCCAAGCAACUCACAUUUGCAAACACAGCUAUGGAUCCACUAUUUGUCUUGACAAUAGUUACCUUGGAACUUAGGUCGAGUUUCUAUCUCCACUUCCCUGUUUCUUAAUCAUAUAUAACAUUUAUGGUAGCAGGUUGAGUUAAUGGUUUGUAGCCUAUAAUGAGAAGCCAGGAGGAAUGAGUAGUGAGGACCUGGUCACUCUGAACGUGGGAGGGAAGAUCUUCACAACAAGGCUCUCUACCCUAAAGCAGUUCCCUACCUCUCGGUUGGCAGGCAUGGUAGAUGGCAGAGACCCAGAGUUCAAGACAGUUAAUGGCCAGAUUUUUGUGGAUAGAGAUGGUGCUUUGUUUAGUUUCAUUUUAGAUUUUCUGAGGAAUCGUGAGCUUCUAUUACCGUCUGACUUUUCAGACUACCUUAGGCUUCAGAGAGAGGCGCUCUUCUAUGAACUCGAUUCUCUUGUUGAGCUCUUAAGCCAGCACCUGCUACAAUCAAGACCUGCUCUCAUGGAGGUGCAUUUCCUAAACAGAAAUACUCAAGCCUUCUUCAGAGUGUUUGGCUCUUGCAACAAAACCAUCGAGCUGCUAGCUAGAAGGAUUACAGUGUUUGUAGAGCAACCUACAGGACUGGCCUGGAGCGGUAACCCCUUCCCUCCUCAGGUGACUUUACUUCCACUGCCUCCACAAAGACCUUCUCACCAUGACCUGGUUUUCCACUGUGGCUCUGAUGGCACUAUUGAGAACCAUGCUGGAGUCAGGUACAUUUCUAUAAAGCCUGAUAACCGAAAAUUGGCGAAUGGAACAAAUGUCUUCGGCUUGCUGAUCGAUACUUUAUUAAAGGAAGGCUUUCAUCUGGUCAGCACUAGAACACCAGCCUCUGGAGACAAAAGUGAAUGCUAUGUCUUUGAAAGGAUAAAACGCCCUCAAGUCCUUGGGGAGAAUUAAACACCAAAACCAGAAAAUACCACCAUACCACCGCCAUCCCAGAAGUAACACUGUAAAAAGACAGUAAAGGGAACAUGCUCUUCUUGUUUGGAAAUUCCCUACCUAGAGCAUGUGUGCCUUCAGAUUUGGACUUGGUCUGACUUUGGAUGUUCUCUUCUACCUGCCUUUUUGCCCUGGGCAACCCAGCCCGUCAAGCUUAAAGCUACCCUGCAGACUCUCUCAAAACAACACUGCACAGGGGGUUUAGCACUUGCUCCUUCAAGGCCUUUCACCAUGAAAUCCCAUAGCUUUUAAAAAUGGGCUCUGGACUGUGUCUGAGUCUAGUCAUUUAUUAGCUAUGUGGCUUAAGUGAGGCAUUUCUGUGUUUCAACUUUAUCUAUUAACUAGGGAGAAAAGAGUAUCCCCUCAUAGUUAUGAGAGUGUUGUUAAAGGGAACAAAGUUCUCAUUAUGUUGCCUGGCAUGUGGUAGGCACUCAGUAACUGUUAAUAAUGAUAAUGAUCAUGGGUCACUUGCUUUCAAACCAAUCUCUUCUGAGGCCUUGUUUUCUCCCUUCCCCUUGUUUACCUGUAGUGUCAGUGACUGAAACCUCUGACUAACCUGUACUCCCCAGCAGCUGAUCAUUCUGCUUAGACUUGUAUAUCAUCAUAAAACCAUGUCUCCCUUACUUAAAUAUAAGACGUUUGAGAAGUUUCUAAUGGUACUAUAUAUACAGUAUUGUGCUAAACUUAUAAAUCAUACAGUAUCUAAAUUUGGUGAAGUUUUAGAAUAACAUUUAAAACAUA
Molecule: messenger RNA, 3306 nt
Organism: Microtus ochrogaster (prairie vole)
Lineage: Eukaryota; Metazoa; Chordata; Mammalia; Rodentia; Cricetidae
Gene: Kcnrg
Product: potassium channel regulator
Biological process (GO): protein homooligomerization; negative regulation of delayed rectifier potassium channel activity
Cellular component (GO): endoplasmic reticulum
Molecular function (GO): protein binding
Source: RefSeq, a predicted model, not a curated record